CUCCCCCCCGGCGAUGGACGCGCCCUAAGCGGGGCUGGCUCCGCGGCGGAAGCGCGGCGACAUCAGACCUAGCGAGCGCUGAGCUGCCGCCGCCAUGAUCAUACCCGUGCGCUGCUUCACCUGCGGGAAGAUCGUCGGCAACAAGUGGGAGGCCUACCUGGGGCUGCUGCAGGCCGAGUACACCGAGGGGGACGCUCUGGAUGCACUUGGCCUGAAGCGCUACUGCUGCCGUCGCAUGCUGCUGGCCCACGUGGACCUGAUCGAGAAGCUGCUCAAUUAUGCACCUCUGGAGAAGUGAGGGCGCUGGAGCCCACCCGCCCGCUGUGCUCACCAGGGGCCGGCAGAGUCUUGCCCAGAGUUCCUCCCUGUGAGGUGUGGAUAGCCUGGAGCAUGCCCGUGCAUUGCCUGCGGGUGUGUGUCUUCCAGUCUGGAAGGAACCGUCCAGUAAAGGUCUUUGCAGAACAACAAGAAGGUCCUAA
Herpailurus yagouaroundi (jaguarundi) is the source of this 479-nucleotide messenger RNA. RefSeq names its product RNA polymerase II, I and III subunit L (gene POLR2L). Gene Ontology annotation, molecular function: DNA binding; zinc ion binding. Gene Ontology annotation, biological process: tRNA transcription by RNA polymerase III; transcription by RNA polymerase I; transcription by RNA polymerase II. The record is from RefSeq and is a predicted model, not a curated record. The transcript has 2 exons. Lineage: Eukaryota; Metazoa; Chordata; Mammalia; Carnivora; Felidae. Bases 95 to 298 code for a protein of 67 amino acids. Gene Ontology annotation, cellular component: RNA polymerase III complex; RNA polymerase I complex; RNA polymerase II, core complex.